Molecule: messenger RNA, 1822 nt
Organism: Glycine soja
Lineage: Eukaryota; Viridiplantae; Streptophyta; Magnoliopsida; Fabales; Fabaceae
Product: protein MID1-COMPLEMENTING ACTIVITY 1-like
Exons: 9
Coding region: 414-1661 (415 amino acids)
Biological process (GO): cell surface receptor signaling pathway
Source: RefSeq, a predicted model, not a curated record
GUUAUAACUUCCACGUCUCAAAUGUGAUUUUUCUAUAAUCAACGAGUUUCCAAACAUGCUAGUUACAUUCACUUGAGUUGAGGCCAUUACCAUAAAGCAACAAAGAACCGAAACCGUAAGCGAUAAAACCAACGAGAGAGAGAGAGAGAGACAGUUUCUCAGGGGACGUUUCUGUUUUUUCUUUUCCUUACUACAAAACAACAAAAGGUCCUUCACGCAAAGCAAUGCGUGCCAUUACUCGAACUCUAUGUUCCUUUUUAUCUCUCUCUGAUUUUGACGUAGUUGUUGUAGCGUUGCCAAGAUCUUGAAAGACAAUGUUGUUUCUGAGUAAUGAGAACACCAUACAGGGGGAGAUUUCAAAGGCUUGAGAUGUCAAUGUUAUUUGCAUAAUCAAAGGUUGAUUUGGGGAGAGGAUGGCAUCUUCAUGGGAAUAUUUUGGGGAGAUUGCAAAUGUGGCUCAGCUAACGGGCAUAGAUGCGGUGAGGUUAAUUGGGAUGAUUGUGAAAGCUGCAAAUACAGCACGGAUGCACAAGAAGAAUUGCAGGCAAUUUGCUCAGCAUCUGAAGUUGAUAGGGAAUUUGCUGGACCAGCUAAAGAUCUCGGAGCUUAAGAAGUACCCCGAAACCCGGGAGCCUCUGGAGCAGCUAGAAGAUGCCCUUAGAAGGUCUUACAUUUUGGUCAAUAGUUGUCAGGACCGGAGCUAUCUUUAUUUGCUGGCCAUGGGAUGGAACAUUGUUUAUCAGUUCAGGAAGGCUCAGAGUGAAAUUGACAGAUACUUGCACCUUGUUCCUCUCAUUUCACUAGUCGAUAAUAAUCGAGUCAGGGAGAGACUUGAAGUUAUUGAAAAGGAUCAAUGUGAGUAUACAUUAGAUGAUGAAGAGCAAAAGGUGCAGAGUGUUAUUUUGAAACCUGAGCCCGAAAAAGUUGAUGCUGUGGUGCUGAAGAAAACUCUUUCCUGUUCUUACCCCAACUUUUCUUUCACUGAAGCACUUAAAAAAGAAAAUGAAAAACUUCAAGUAGAGCUACAACAUUCACAAGCAAAUAUGGAUUUACAUCAGUAUGAAUUCAUUCAACAUUUACUAGAUGUCACAGAAGUUGCAGCUCUUUAUCAUUCUGAAAAAAGUCACAAGACAGUAGAGUACAGUGACUACAGUUUUUCUGAUGCCAAUGGUGACAAAGGUCAUUCUUCUAAUGAAAAAAUCCACGAAAAGAAUGAUACUCAUUCCACAUCAAGAUCAUCAGUUUCAGAAAAGGAUCAGCUAUCAACUGGAGGCUCAUAUCAUUGGGAAGAUUGGCAUACUGAUUUACUUGCCUGUUGUUCUGAACCUUGUCUUUGUAUAAAGACAUGCUUCUAUCCUUGUGGGACAUUGUCAAAGAUUGCUACUGUUGCAAAUAACAGGCCAAUAUCUUCUGCAGAAACAUGUAAUGAAUUGAUGGCAUAUUCAUUAAUUUUAUCUUGCUGUUGCUAUACUUGCUGCAUAAGGAGGAAGCUUCGGAAGAUGUUGAACAUCAGGGGGGGCUUUAUUGAUGAUUUUCUUUCUCAUUUGAUGUGUUGUUGCUGUGCCCUUGUGCAAGAAAGGAGAGAAGUGGAGAUCCGUGGUGUUGAAGGUCCUGAGAAGACCAACACAAGACCUCCACCCUCACAGUACAUGGAAUCAUAAAUAAAAAAUGAAAUUAACAUUUGCUUGUUUAGGGCUUGAAUAACACAUAAAUUAGAGACAAUUAACUAUUAGAACUGUCACGGGAAGCCAGUGCCUAUGUAUUUUGAUUCUCACACCACUCGGCAUCAAUUAUUCGAAUGUAAAGUAGGUUGUCUGUUUUA